This is a messenger RNA of Rhagoletis pomonella (apple maggot), 1314 nucleotides long. RefSeq lists its product as uncharacterized. The transcript is spliced from 7 exons. The record is from RefSeq and is a predicted model, not a curated record. Bases 306 to 938 code for a protein of 210 amino acids. NCBI's taxonomy places the organism in Eukaryota, Metazoa, Arthropoda, Insecta, Diptera, Tephritidae.
AAGAAUAAUGAUCAUUCAGGAAAACUCAAAAGCUAUAGCAGCGUGAUUUCCGUUGUAUCCUUUUUAGAGGUAGCGACACCCUAAUAAGAAGAAUAAGUUCCAAAAUUUUCACGUCAAAAUUUCAAAAACAUGAGCCGGCCAUCGAAAAUUAUAAGUUCGGCGUAAUAAAACUUCUUGCUCGGCACAUAGAUGUGAAACAGCUGAUUUACAUGUGAAACGUUUAUAGAAAAGAAAAAUAAAAGCAUUUUCGUGUGUGAAGUGAUUCGCGUUUUUAUUAAAUUGUGGACAUUAAUAAAUCAAAUAAAAUGCUGGGAAGUCGGCGAAACUUAAAAAGGGAAAUCCCAAAAAUGCAAAAUCGAGCAUUGAAGCACCUUAACUCAAAGGACGAACAGGUUCUACUCGAAGGUGAAAAACGAUGUGAAAAUUGUAAAAGGUUAGAGGACAAAAUUGAUCAAAAAUUCCAAGAACUAGCAGAUAGAACGAAUCAUCAAAAUACAAUUAUAAUGGAAGCUUUGGCAGAACAAAAUGUCCUAAUUAAUAGGCUUAUUUUCCAAGAUGAAGAAAACUUGAACGUGACAUCCACUUUCCCAAUAAAAAGCGAUAAUGAACUUAAAGAGCUAGACCAAAAAAUUGAUGAUUCUAACAUUAAAAACUAUGUAAAUAUAGUUAAGAAAAUUAUUUGUAAUAAUUUGCAGAAAAACAUUGACCUACUAUUGGAGCCUGAAUUUCUUUAUGAAUAUAAUAUUGACGGUAGUCAUGGAAAGAAACGAUUGAAAGAGUAUAAAAUGUUUGAAGUUAUGAAAGAUUGCGUUAUUUCGAUAUAUGGCGCAGAAGGUGCUGAAGAAAAAAUACGAAAAGCGAUUCAUUUAUCAAAGAAGCGGCAGUUAAAAAAGUUGCUUACGAAUAAAAGAAAUGCCACCAGCGAUGAUAAUAAAUAAUGAGUAUAAACUCUUUUAAAGUCCAUUGACGAAAUUCGAUGAAUUCUUAGUUUUAAAAUGAAGUUUUGUAUUAUUUUUCACAUAUUUUUCUUUAUAUUAAUGAUUCAAUGAUUUUCUAAACAGGAUACAAGAAAACUGAGUAAGUGUAUGGUGUCUUUUAAUAUUAGCAUUGUUUUUCAAACUAAAUUUUAUUUUUUUGUUAAUUUUGCAUUAAACAUGGGCUAAGUUUUAACAGACACCGUAUAAAUCCAAUUUUCGAACUUUGUACGAAAUAUAUGAGAAUUUUGUAGUUUCACCUAAACUGCAAACUUUUUAAUAAGAAUUUAAUAAAAAUCGAGUAUGUAGUUUUAUACCCCAUUCAAAUUUAGUAUAAUAA